This is a messenger RNA of Hemiscyllium ocellatum (epaulette shark), 1373 nucleotides long. RefSeq lists its product as uncharacterized. The record is from RefSeq and is a predicted model, not a curated record. The transcript is spliced from 7 exons. Gene Ontology annotation, cellular component: external side of plasma membrane. The coding region runs from base 390 to 1211 and encodes 273 amino acids. Gene Ontology annotation, biological process: cellular response to lipopolysaccharide; negative regulation of T cell proliferation; cell surface receptor signaling pathway. Lineage: Eukaryota; Metazoa; Chordata; Chondrichthyes; Orectolobiformes; Hemiscylliidae.
AAAGGUUUGGCAGGCAGGAACAGAGUUCCAAUAUUGAAAUAUUGAGAAGAAACGAUACCAGUAGUUCUUUUGUGUGGGAGGCAAUUGAUUAUGAUGGCAAGACAAGGCAAAACUUAAAUGAGAUCGACGCAUCCUCAGCAGCAAUGCCCCCAGUGACAAUUGACACGUAUUGAGGGCUGUCGUCAAGACUGAUCUCUCCGCUGAUAGCAGAGAGUGGACAAUGGCAACAUAACAAAAGAUUCCAUAACCCUUCAUAAGCUUUACUGACAAAAACCUACUAAUUUGAAAUCUUGAAUUCGAUCUUGAAGGGAAUGCAAUGACUAUUAAGCAGAUUGAUGCCUGGCCACCAGGGGUUAAGUUAUAAGGUUUCUUAAAGUCCCAAGAGAAGGAUGGCCACUUACUGCUUUCUAAACAUUUUGUAUACUAUUGUGAUUGUUUUUUGUCCAUUCGCUAUAACCAAUAAUUCAUUUAUAACUUUGGAUUGCAACAGUCCAUUGACUGGAAUACAUAACCACCGCAUUGUUUUGGUUUGUGAGUACAAGUCACAUUGGGAGAAAAAUUGCAAUAUUAGCUGGAACUUCAAUGUGAAUUCUUAUUCGACUGAAAUCCCAUGCACAUCUGAUAAUGAAACGACUGGUCAGAAACAAAAAAGAUGUGUUACAGAUUACAAAAAUGUAUCAUUGAUAAUUGAGAAAUCAGAAAUUGUGGAUGAAGGGAAUUAUCAGAUUUUCAUAGACUGUGGGCCAGGUGGCUACAAGUAUAAAAAUAUCCAACUUUUCAUUCAUGCUCCAUAUACUGUUCUACAAGUAUCCAAAAGGAUUGAAGGUGGUGAGAAAGGUUUAUCUUGUACUACACUUGGAUAUCCAUUGGCAAAACCCGACUGGAAAAAUGAAAAUGGCACUAACUUGGCAGCUAAUUUGAGUGUAACACGAACAAAAGAUAAAUUGUUCAACAUCACUACUUACAUUCCAGUUAUUGGAGAACUAUGCGCCAUAAACUAUAACUGCUCUUUAUGCUAUGAAAAUUCAUGUAUUUCUACAAGAUUGAAGUGUUCCAACAAUGAAACAUUCUCUCAGUCAAAGGAAGAAAAGAUCAGAACAGUUUUUGGUAUUCAUUUAUCUCUGGGAUCAAUCAUAGUCCUUUUAAUACUUUUGGCACUUCUGGUGGCGUUUUCCUGGAAAAAGCAAAGUCGUCAAGAUAAUGAAGACUGAAGAUGGCCUGGAAAGACAUUGAUCUUAUUAAUCAAUUUUCUACUAAAUGUAAUUUCUGCGAAAACAUUGUAUCAAAUGAUAUUAAAAACACUUCGUAGAAAUUUACUUGUUUCUAAAAGGUAUGCAAGAAUAAUCAUGAAAAAUAUGAAAAUAAUUUUCCAU